AUGCAUCUCAAUGAAUAGUUUAACUUCACCUUAUUUCAAGAUGAGUGGAAAGAGAAUACAUAUAAAACCAGUUCUUGAAAAUAUUCAGGGUGGAUCUUGGGAACCAACCAAUUGGGAGCAGGUUUAUGACAAUAUAUUAAAAAUGAGAGAGAAUAGAUCUGCCCCUGUUGAUACAAUGGGCUGUGAAAGGUCCCAUGACAGCACUGCACCACCUGCAGUUCAGAGAUUUCAAUGCCUGGUCAGUUUAAUGCUAUCCAGUCAGACCAAGGAUGAAAUAAACUUUGCUGCAAUGACAAAGCUAAGAGCGCAUGGACUGACUGUACAGAAUAUUCUUGACACAUCGGAUGAAAAACUUGGUGAGUUGAUCUACCCUGUUGGUUUCUGGAAGAGGAAGGUUGCCUAUAUUAAAGAAACCUCCAAGGUUUUGUUGGAGAAAUAUAACUCAGACAUUCCUGACACUGUUGAAGAUCUUUGCUCUCUUAAGGGAGUUGGACCAAAGAUGGCCUAUAUUUGUAUGAAUGUUGCCUGGGGAAAACCAACUGGAAUUGGGGUGGACACCCAUGUUCACAGGAUUGCUGGCAGAUUGGGAUGGACUGAGAAAGAAUGUUCAAAUCCUGAAGCUACCAGAAAAGCGCUUGAAUCCUGGCUACCUCAAAGCAGUUUGUAUAGAUGGAUUGAGAUAAACUGGCUACUGGUUGGGUUUGGUCAGCAGAUCUGUGUUCCCGUCGGACCGAAAUGUGGAGAUUGUCUGAACAGAGAUAUCUGUCCUGUUGGAAGAAACUGGGUUUUAUCUCCGAAGAAGAAAUCUUCUCCGAUAAAACGAAUCAUGAAGGACUAAGAGUACUCACAGUUUGCCUAUCUGUUUCGUUACUUGAACCUACGUUUUAAAUUUUUGUGCUCAAUUGAUGUAAAAACACGGUUCAUAGAUCAUACUUGAAAUAUUUUCUCUUACAAUUUUCUCUAUGUAAUCAGUACUAAGACCGUUCUUGAUGCAUUCAACCUCUUCAGCCUACAGAUAAUUUAAAAUUAUCUAAAUAGCGUAUUUCUUAAAACUACUUAAAUCUUAAAAUGGCGUCAUUAUUUCUAUCUAAUCCAGUACACUGUACACUAGUGUACACAUUGACCAUUGUAGUUUUAAGAUGAAAGGCAUUAACAAAUGUGACUAAAAUGCAACAUAAACAAGAUCACUUGUGAAAAAAAAACAUGAAAAUGAACGUUAUUAAUUGUUUCAGAAAAA
This is a messenger RNA of Eurytemora carolleeae, 1237 nucleotides long. RefSeq names its product endonuclease III-like protein 1. Lineage: Eukaryota; Metazoa; Arthropoda; Copepoda; Calanoida; Temoridae. Gene Ontology annotation, molecular function: DNA-(apurinic or apyrimidinic site) endonuclease activity; DNA binding; oxidized pyrimidine nucleobase lesion DNA N-glycosylase activity. The coding region runs from base 11 to 838 and encodes 275 amino acids. Gene Ontology annotation, cellular component: nucleus. Gene Ontology annotation, biological process: base-excision repair; nucleotide-excision repair; base-excision repair, AP site formation. The transcript has 9 exons. The record is from RefSeq and is a predicted model, not a curated record.